AUGUCAUCCACAACCACCACCACAACCACCACCACCACCACCACCACCAUCACCGCGAACACCGGCACCGUAAUCCUCGGCGCCGGCAUCAUCGGCGUCUCAACCGCCUACUACCUCUCCCUCUCUUCAUCUUCAUCUUCAUCUUCAUCUUCAUCAUCAUCUUCAUCUCCAGAAAUCCACCUAAUCGACCCCUCCCCCACCCUCUUCUGGUCCGCCUCCGGUUUCGCCGGCGGUUUCCUCGCCCGGAACUGGUUCGCCCCCGAAGUCUCUUCUCUCGGCGCGCUCUCCUUCGCCGAGCACGCCCGUCUGGCUGUCGCCCACGACGGCCGAAGCAACUGGUCCUACGCGCCCUCGACCUCGCUGGGAUACUCGGCCGUGGCGGCUGACAAGGGCGUCAAGAAGCGUGGGGAUGAUUGGUUGCGGAGCGGGACGAGUAGGGCGGAGGCGGCUCCUGAAAAGCUGUUGCCGGUGUUAAGUGCGGAAGACCUAAAGAAGAAGACGCCGGCGUGGUUGAGGAGACGCCAGGGCGAUGAUGUGGAGGUUAUUGGCGGGGAGGGGGACGCGGCGCAGUUGGAGCCCGAGAGGUUGUGUAGGUUCUUGUUGGCGGAGGCGGAGGGAAGGGGGGUGAAGAUUUCGCAAGGGGCGGAGGCGGUGGAGGUGUUGAGGGAAGGGCCUGAGGGGGUGGUCAGUGGUGUGAGGUUGAGGGACGUCAAGACGGGGGAGGUGAGGGAGGUGAAGUGUUCGCGGAUCAUCAUCACGGCGGGGUGCUGGAGCGGACAGGUCUGGGAGAAGCUGUUUGGGGCUACGUCGAAGACGGUAAAACAGUUGCCGGUGACGAGCUUGGCGGGUCAUUCGCUGGUGGUGAAGAGCCCGAGGUGGCAAGGCGCUGUCGAUGGUGAGGGGUGUCAUGCGGUUUAUACGAGUUAUGAUGACGCCUUUUGUCCGGAGAUCUUUUCAAAGGUGGGCGGGGAGAUUUACUUUGCCGGGCUGAACUCGGCGGUAGUGCCACUGCCGAGCGUGGCGGAGGGCUCAAAGGUGCAAACGGAGUCUAUGGAGUUGGUGAAGCAGGCGGCUAGGGAGCUACUGGGGUCAGAUAUUGAUGGAGAGGAUGAUUUGGAGGUGGUUAGAGAGGGCUUGUGUUUCCGGCCGGUGACGCCGUGGGGACUGCCUAUUGUUGCGAGGGUGCCGGAUGAGCACCUCGGAGGCGGAAUUCAGACGAAGCCCGGCGCCGAGGGAGGCGUGUUCAUGGCUACCGGUCACGGGCCGUGGGGAAUUAGUAUGAGCUUGGGCACGGGCAUCGUGAUGAGCGAGUUGGUCCAGGGACGGCCGCUGAGCGCGGAUAUCAGCGCGUUGGGGUUUGAGAAGGUGGUUGAAAGGACGAACUAA
Molecule: messenger RNA, 1386 nt
Organism: Sordaria macrospora k-hell
Lineage: Eukaryota; Fungi; Ascomycota; Sordariomycetes; Sordariales; Sordariaceae
Biological process (GO): retrograde transport, endosome to Golgi
Cellular component (GO): late endosome; cytoplasm
Molecular function (GO): oxidoreductase activity
Source: RefSeq, a predicted model, not a curated record